This is a messenger RNA of Quercus lobata, 2197 nucleotides long. RefSeq names its product Na+/H+ (sodium hydrogen) exchanger 3 (gene NHX3). Bases 113 to 1681 code for a protein of 522 amino acids. The transcript is spliced from 14 exons. Gene Ontology annotation, biological process: proton transmembrane transport; regulation of intracellular pH; potassium ion transmembrane transport. NCBI's taxonomy places the organism in Eukaryota, Viridiplantae, Streptophyta, Magnoliopsida, Fagales, Fagaceae. Gene Ontology annotation, cellular component: plasma membrane. The record is from RefSeq and is a predicted model, not a curated record. Gene Ontology annotation, molecular function: potassium:proton antiporter activity; sodium:proton antiporter activity.
UUUAUGUUGCUCACAAUUUCAACUCUUACUAGUUUACUUUUGUCACAACGUGUUGUCGUGGAGAUUAAGAUUGCAGGGCUCAAAGGAAUAACAACAACAACAACAAAAUAGAAUGAUGGUGUUUGAUUAUCUAAGAAACCUUGGUAAUCAAGAACACCCACAGGUACUUCUCAUAACGGUGUUCGUGGCCAUUCUUUGUCUUUGCUUAAUCAUCGGUCACUUGCUUGAAGAGAACCGCUGGGUUAACGAGUCCAUCACUGCCAUUUUGACUGGAUGCAUAGCUGGAACAGUAAUCUUGUUUCUGAGCAAAGGGAAAAGUUCUCACAUCCUUACCUUCAAUGAGGAAUUGUUCUUCAUAUAUCUCCUUCCACCAAUAAUAUUUAAUGCUGGAUUUCAGGUCAAGAAAAAGCAGUUCUUCCAAAACUUCCUUACUAUCAUGUUCUUUGGGGUGUUUGGUGUUUUCAUUUCUGCUGUAGUUAUCACAGCUGGCAGCUGGUGGCUGUUUCCUAAGCUGGGAUUUGUUGGUCUGACUGCACGAGAAUAUCUGGCUAUAGGAACAAUAUUUUCAUCAACUGAUACAGUGUGUACACUGCAGGUUCUCCAUCAAGAUGAAACUCCUUUGCUGUACAGCCUAGUUUUUGGGGAAGGAGUUGUGAAUGACGCGACAUCAGUUGUUCUGUUUAAUGCAAUUCAAAAGCUUGAUGUUUCAAGAGUAGAUGGCAAGAUUGUGCUUCAUGUUAUUGGAGAUUUCUUUUACCUUUUCUUAACUAGUACUGCUCUUGGAGUCAUUGCUGGACUUGUGGCAGCAUAUAUUCUUAAAACCUUAUACUUUGGAAGACACUCAAGCAUCCGCGAAAUUUCUUUGAUGAUUUUAAUAGCAUAUCUGUCCUACAUGUUGGCAGAGCUACUGCAACUUAGUGGAAUUCUCACUGUUUUCUUUUGUGGGAUUCUGAUGUCACACUAUGCAUGGCAUGAUGUGACUGAUAGUUCAAGAAUCACAACCAGGCAUGUAUUUGCAACAAUGUCAUUUAUUGCAGAGACAUUCAUUUUUCUUUAUGUGGGAAUGGAUGCUCUUGACAUUGAAAAGUGGAAGAUGACUAAAUUAAGUUUUGGGACUUUAAUGGCCAUCUAUAGCACCCUAAUCUUUCUAAUAUUGCUUGGGCGUGCUGCAUUUGUAUUCCCUCUCUCCGCCCUUUCCAAUUACUUGAACAGAAAGGCCGAGAGAACAGAAGUAAUCACAUUUAAACACCAGAUAAUCAUUUGGUGGGCUGGGCUUAUGAGAGGGGCAGUCUCUAUUGCAUUGGCUUUUAAACAGUUCACAUAUUCGGGUGUUACGUGGGAUCCAGUUAGUGCCACAAUGAUCACCAACACCAUAAUCGUAGUCCUCUUCAGUACAUUGGUGUUUGGUUUUAUAACAAAGCCUCUAAUAAACUAUUUAAUUCCUCACCAUGAGACUAUCAAAAUCAGGCAUGGAGAAUCAGCUGUUCCAAAAGAUGACUUGAAUGUGCCUUUGCUCUCAUUCGAAGAAUCUACUGCAACAAACAUUGGCCGUGCAAAGGAUAGUUUAUCCCUUCUUAUAGAAAGGCCUAUUUCCACCAUACAUUCCUACUGGAGGAAGUUUGAUGAUAGCUAUAUGAGACCCAUAUUUGGAGGGCCAGUUACCAAUCAGUCGCAAUGUUAAAGGAACAAUGGCAAGUGAAUUAGAUAGCAGCAAGGUGCCAAGAUAUCCUGAUGGUAAUUCAUUUGAGUCCUGUGUUGGAAAUGGGCAAAUUUACUUUCUACUCAGUUGACAUUUUGUAAUGCUAUUCUAUUGGUGAGGAGAUGUCGUUUCUUGGUGUUGAACAUCAGGUCCACUUUUCAUCAAACUAGGCAGUUUCAACUUUCAAAUGUCACUGGGAAUACAGAAGCACAAUGAGUUUAAGUCGUGAGGUAGCAGUUUGCUAAUCUAUUAGAUGAGUCAAGUUUGACCUCAUUUCCUGACUAUGCAAAGUUUUGUUAUUAUACUUUUACUCACUACUCCUCCGGAAAGUUUACUGAUAGACUUUUUGUAUGUAGGCUUCAUCUAUAAGUGUAAUGAGAGAUUAAACUAGAAUCUUCUUCUAGGUUGUGACCUUGUCAGGUUUUUUUUAUCCCCAGUCUUCUUUUUGGUGUUUCUACAAUACCUACAAAAGGAUGCAAUUCCUUUUUCAAGAAAACA